CUCGCGCCAGUCAGUGGGACGCGCAUGCGCGCAGAAGAGUGCAGGAAAGGCGCCAAGAGGCAGAGCGAGGAGCGUCGCGAGAGCAUUUGAAGAGCCAACAACAGGUCAGAGUGGUGGAAGCACAGAGGACAGAGAGGAAAGUGGCCCCAGAUAUGAGGUCUACUCACAAAAUCAAAUCCUCCCUUGUGAAAGUUGGAGCUGCUCCUGAAAGUCUGCCUGAAAUGGUGACAGAGGCCCAGGCUUCAGGAGUGUCACUGGGCAAAGUCUCAUCUGUUGAAAGCUCCCCCGAAGAUCACGCUUUGGAAAACAAGGGCACAGGCACCUGGUCUCUGACGGCCUGGGUCUCUGAGGUCCAGGCUUUUGAGGCCCGGGCCGUGAGGGCUCAGGCAUGGGAGACACAAGCUUUUGAGGCUCAGAGCAGGGCCAGCCAUCCCAAGGUAACCCCUGUCACGGGGGCAGCGGCUGCCCCAGUCCUGAGACAGAGAUUCUUACCCGAGAAAGUUCAGGUGCCAGAGGAGGAAAAGAGUGAACUCCUCAUUACUCGUCCAUUCUGGUCCAACAAGGCUGAGUACCUCCUGGCCCAGGUGGGCUAUACCAUGAGGCCGGCCAGUCUCUGGAGUUUUUGCUACCUGUGGCUUCACAGCGGAGGUGGCAUUUUUCUCAUCAUCUACAUCUUCUUGCUGUUCUUGAUCGGGAUUCCUCUCCUCUUCCUGGAGAUGACAGCUGGUCAGAGGAUGCGUCAGGGCAACAUUGGUGUGUGGAAGGCCAUCAACCCCUGGACCGGUGGUAUAGGGUAUACAAGCUUAAUGGUGUGCUUCAUCAACGGCUUGUUCUUGAAUGUGGUCACUGCCUGGAUCCUCUUCUACUUGAGUCAGUCCUUCCAGUUUCCCGUUCCGUGGGAGAAAUGUCCCUUACUGGAGAAUGCCAGUGGCUUUGAUCCUGAGUGUGCACGGACGACGCCUUCCCUGUACUUCUGGUACCGGAUGACUCUGAAGGCCUCAGACAGCAUUGAGAGCAAUGGGCCACCAGUGUUGAGUCUGACCCUGCCCUUAUUCGUGUCCUUGUGUCUUCUUGGUGCUUUCAUGCUUAAAGGGCUCAAGUGGACUGGGAAGGUAAUGUGUGUCUUGGUAUCAACCAGUGGUCUCAUAAUGCUCUAUCUUGUCGUGCGGAGUAUAAUGCUGGAAGGGGCAGUGUUUGGCCUUCACUAUAUGACAGUUGUUAAGAUAUCAACUAUAGCCGACGCGAGCAUAUGGCACGGAGCAGGGAACCAAGUCUUGUGUUCCUUGGGCCUCGGCUUUGGCUCCAUUGUCUCCAUAGCCUCGCACAUGGAAUCGUCCAACAGCUGUCUCAGCGAUGCUGUUAUUGUGGCUCUGGCUAACCUGGUCUCCAUGAUGCUUGUCACACCUUUUAUCUUCUCUGUCUUGGGCUUCUGGGCCACACAGCUCACGCACCACUGCAAUGCGAAGAAUAUUGAAACAAUUUUGAAGCUGGUAAACAUGGGGAUACUGCCUCCUGAGGCCCAGCCACCUCAAAAUCUGAUUGGUAACCCAACUUCCAUCUUCACCUCCUGGUUCAACAGCCUCUCCCACCCCAUCAAGAAGGAGGUCCUCAGCCAUGUGUCUGAGUGCAACUUAGAGGAGCAGUUUUUGAAGAUUAAGGAGAGCACAAACUUUGCUUUCCUGGCCUUCAUUGAAGCCAUGUCUUUUAUUCCUGGGUCUAUCUCCUGGUCCAUCCUGUUCUUCCUAAUGUUGCUGAACCUGGAGUUGUCCACCACGAUAGGGAUCACACAUAGCAUCAUUACCUCUCUCCAGGACAUCUUUAUUUCUGUCCAGAAAUAUACAAAGCUGUUUACAGGCAGCUACUACAUCAGACUGCUGAUUGACUACUGGACAAUCGUCCCUAUAAUCAUCAUCAUCAUAUUUGAAAACUUGGCUGUGAACUGGGCCAGAAAGGCCGGCAGGUGA
Molecule: messenger RNA, 1964 nt
Organism: Cervus elaphus (red deer)
Lineage: Eukaryota; Metazoa; Chordata; Mammalia; Artiodactyla; Cervidae
Gene: SLC6A16
Product: solute carrier family 6 member 16
Exons: 11
Coding region: 153-1964 (603 amino acids)
Biological process (GO): sodium ion transmembrane transport
Cellular component (GO): membrane
Source: RefSeq, a predicted model, not a curated record